Messenger RNA from Haemorhous mexicanus (house finch), 2690 nucleotides. Its product is annotated as zinc finger protein 239-like. The transcript is spliced from 3 exons. The record is from RefSeq and is a predicted model, not a curated record. Bases 162 to 1274 code for a protein of 370 amino acids. NCBI's taxonomy places the organism in Eukaryota, Metazoa, Chordata, Aves, Passeriformes, Fringillidae.
UUCCCCCUUCUGGUUUUUGGGGGUCUUCCAUGGUGCCCCCUCCCCAAAAAGCUCCGAGGGCCCCCUGAAGUGGCUCCUGUUCCACCGGCCGGUGCCCCCUAAUCCAGGAUGGCCCCAGAUUUCCCAUUCCCAACCCCUGGGAGGCUGUGAGGAAGAGGAAGAUGCCCCAGGACACUGAGGCAGAGCAGGAGCUGAGCAUGGAGAGCAGGGAGGACAAAUCCCCACGGCAGAACCUGGCAGCAGAGGCCGUUUUGAGCGGCUCCAUGGCGCAGGAACCCAACGGGGAGGAAAAGCCCCGGAGAUCCCGCACGAGGAGGGGCUGCAAACGCAGAUGGCAGGGAUCUGAGGGGGAAAGAGCCAGCCUGGGCCGGGAAGGCGGCCAGAGAUGGAGCCAGAGCUCGGAGCUGGUGCUGCAUGAGCAGCUCCAUGUUGGGGAGAAGCCCCACAGGUGCAUGGAGUGUGGGAAGAGCUUCAGCCGGAGCUCCAACCUGAUCAAGCACCAGAGGAUCCACACUGGGGAAUGGCCCUACAAGUGUGGGGAGUGUGGGAAGUGCUUCAGGCAGAGCUCCAGCCUGAUCCUGCACCAGAGGAUCCACACUGGGGAAUGGCCCCAUGAGUGUGGGGAGUGUGGGAGGAGCUUCAGGUGGAGCUCUUACCUGAUCAGUCACCAGAGGACCCACACUGGGGAACGGCCCUACGAGUGUGAUCAAUGCAGGAAGAGGUUUCACACCAGCUCUGAUCUCCUCGUGCACCAGCGCACGCACACACAGGAGAGGCCCUUCCGCUGCCCCGACUGCGGGCAGGGCUUCAGGCAGAACUCCCAUCUUGUCAGGCACCGACGCAUCCACACUGGGGAGAGGCCCCACGAGUGUGGGGAAUGUGGGAAGAGCUUCAGGAGGAGCUCCACCCUGAUCAGCCACCAGCGCAUCCACACUGGGGAGAAGCCCUAUACGUGUUCCAAGUGUGGGAAGAGCUUCAGCCAGCAUUCCAACCUGCUUGUCCACCAAAAGAUCCACACUGGGGAGAGGCCCUACAAGUGUUCCAAGUGUGGGAAGAGGUUUCAGAGCAGAUCCUGUCUCCUCCGGCACUAUCAGGUUCACACAGAAGAGAGGCCCUUCCUCUGCCCUGACUGUGGGAAGGGAUUCAGGGGCAACUCCACCCUCAUCAACCACCAGCAAAUCCACACUGGGGAGAGGCCCUACGAGUGUCCCCAGUGUGGGAAGAGCUUCUCCAGCAGCUCUGCGUUGACCAAACACCGACAGAGGCACCACUAAGGGAAGCCCUGAGAGUGCCCCGAGUGCGGGAAGAGCUUCGUGUGCUGCUCCAGCUCCAUCCCCCACUGGAGGAGCCACUUUGGGCACAGCCCUGGUCACCCACAUUCCCUGUGAUCCAUGCUGGGAACAUACCUGGCUGCUUCUCCUUUUGGUCUGGCCUCAAUUUUCUUGUGCCUCAUCUUCAUCCCUUAAAAACUCCCAAAACAGGGUUAAAUGAAGGCAAUUGAUCAAAUAUAUCUGAACUCCCACCAUUUCUCAGGUGUUUGAGGAGGAAUUAAGGAUUUGGGGACACAUUCUGUGUGGAGUGUCCCUGUUACUAAAAGGCAGGAAUUUGAUCUCAUCCUUCUUGUGUUGCUAAGAACUCCUCCCCUGGCCCAAACCCAAACUCCACCCCUGGGAUUCCCUAUAAAAACCCCACAGCCCUGCCUUUGCCCUGUCUUUCGGGGGUCAGAAAUGGAUUCUGGAGCUCUCUGAAACCAAGACCUGUCUCGUUUGUUCCCAGCACCGGCAGCUGCAGCCUCCCUGGACACCAUGAACUCAGCUGCAACAAUUCUGGAGGAUUUGUGGGUUCUGGGAGGAUUUUGGGUACUGUUCUCCAUCUCUUUGCACUCCGAAAGCCAAGAGGGAUCGAUCUGUCACCUCAAAACCACUCAAAUCCCACUGAAAACAACUGAAUUUUAACCCAUAAAGGCACCAUAGCAGCUCAAAUUUCUUGUUCCCUUGUCAAAACCACUCAAUCCCAGGCCAAACUCACUCCAUUCCACAGCUGCCAGGGUGAGUUGGGGUUGGGAAGGGACUGGGAGAAGUGGGAUCCCAAUUUGGAGUGGUGGGAUGGGGAUUGUGUGGGGCUGGGUGGGUGGGAUGUAUUUGAUAGCAAAUAAAACUUUCAGAGUUGCUGAUUUCUGUCCCGUUUAUUUUCUGUCAGUUCUGUUUGCAGAGUGCCACCUUCUCAGCUAAUUCAAUUCCUAUAAAAAUCCCAUUUUUUAAGUCAUCUAACCCAAACAAUCCAAAAACCAAUAUCCAAAUGAAACAACCCACCCGCAAUUAAAUUUAUUUAAAGUAAUUUUAAUUUUUUUUAGAGUACUUAAGUGCGUUAUUAAAGUUUAAUUGUUUGGUUAAAAUGUGUGAGAAAUUAUAGUGGUGUUUGGUUUUGUGUUCAGUAUUUUUGUAAUAUCAAUUGUUUUACUAAGGUGUGUUAGACUGUAUGUUAGUUUUUUUAGAUAUUUUUUAUCUGAAGUAUAUCAGUCAUCGAGUUAAAACUUUCAAAAGGUAUUUCUUGGUAUAUAAUUUGUUUGUAUGUAUUGGUAAUGUUAUAGUAAUAGUUAUUGUUGGUUUGGCUUGAAUCGUUAUUGGAGUAUUGUAAGGAAGAGCUGAGAUUUUUAUAUUUCAUUUUUUAAACAAUUUAUUUCAUUUUAA